Messenger RNA from Amphibalanus amphitrite, 2940 nucleotides. Its product is annotated as probable phosphorylase b kinase regulatory subunit alpha. Gene Ontology annotation, molecular function: calmodulin binding. Gene Ontology annotation, biological process: glycogen metabolic process. NCBI's taxonomy places the organism in Eukaryota, Metazoa, Arthropoda, Thecostraca, Balanomorpha, Balanidae. The record is from RefSeq and is a predicted model, not a curated record. The annotation marks the transcript as partial. The transcript has 2 exons. Gene Ontology annotation, cellular component: phosphorylase kinase complex.
AAGGUGAAAAACAAGAAAAAUUCGAAGCGCGGACUCGUUGUUUGUGGUUUUCGAUGUUCCAGUUUUGUGUUUGAUCGUCAUGAUUAUGAAACUGUAGAUGAGUUUCAGAGAUACAGUGGUGUCUCAAUGAUUUGUACGGAUUUCUCCCGCUCAUUCUAACUUGAACUGUCUGUUGAGGAAUGUUUCCGAAGUUGGGGUGCACUUGAGCUGUAAAGUUGAAGUGAAGUCAAAGUUGAAGUGCCAGGGUUGCGUUGGAAGCAAGGCUAUGUUGGAAGCAUAAAAUGAGCAACUCAGCCUAAAGGCAAUAACCAGUGCUUUGUAGACACAAACAAAAGUGCACUUCCAUCAAUUCGUGCAUCACCAGCCAUCAAAAUGAGGACCAGAAGCAACUCUGGAGUCCGACUCGACUACUAUAGGGAUAUGCUGUUCAACACAGUGUUAUGCCACCAGCAUCCGGUGACAGGACUGCUGCCUGCGAGCAAAGGCAGCCAGCAUUCCUGGGUACGAGACAAUGUGUACUGUGCCAUCGCGCUGUGGGGCCUGUCCAAGGCGUACAAGAAGUACUCCGACCUCGACGAAGAGCGUUCGAGGACGUACGAGAUGGAGCAGCGCGUUGUGAAGAUCAUGAGAGGUCUCCUGACGUCAAUGAUGUUCCAGAAGGACAAGGUCGAGCGCUUCAAGAGCUCGCAGUCGCCGAAGGACGCGCUGCACGCCAAGUACAGCACAACCACCGGUUUCACCUGCGUCGGUGACAAUGAAUGGGGCCAUCUCCAGCUCGACGCCACGUCUCUCUUCCUCCUCAUCCUGGCACAGAUGACCGCGUCAGGCAUCAAGCUGGUCUACAGUCUCGAUGAGGUCACUUUCAUCCAGAACCUUGUCUUCUACAUUGAGAUCUCCUACUUCACCCCGGACUAUGGCAUCUGGGAGAGAGGGGACAAGACCAACCACGGCCUGCCUGAGCUCAACGCCAGCUCCAUCGGCAUGGCCAAAGCCGCCAUGGAGGCGCUCAACGACCUGGACCUCUUCGGCGCGCAUGGAGGGCCCGCCUCGGUCAUCCACAUCCUUCCCGACGAGGUUCAGAAGUGCCAGGCCGUGCUGCAGUCCAUGCUUCCCCGAGAGAGCAUCUCAAAGGAACUCGACAGCGGGCUGCUCUCCAUCAUCGGCUUCCCCGCGUUCGCCGUCAGCGACGCGGCCACGAUCAACGCGACGCGACUCGCCGUGGAGGAGAAACUCCUCGGGCGCUACGGAUGCAAGCGCUUCCUCCGCGACGGCUACAAGACGGUCAAAGAAGACCCGAACCGACUCUACUAUGAACCCUGGGAGCUUCGCGUGUUUGACAACAUCGAGUGCGAGUGGCCACUCUUUCUCUGUCUCUUGGCAAUCGACCAGUGUUACCAAGGCAACCGGGAAGCCAUGGACAAACACAUCCUCUCGAUUGAAGAACUCAUGAUCAAAACUGACGACGGACAGAAACUCGUUCCGGAGAUGUAUCAGAUCCCGCCUGAAUCUCUGGACGCAGAGCGAGCCGACCCGGGCUCUCAGCGCCGCAGACCGGUGGGUCGAGUGCCAUUCUUCUGGGCGCAGAGUCUCUACGUGAUCGCGAAACUUCUCCAAGAAGGCUGCAUUCAGGAGUCAGAGCUAGACCCGCUGAAUCGGCGGCUGGGUGCGGAGAAGAAGCCCGAUGUGGUAGUUCAGGUGGCGAUUCUGGCGGAGAACAAGCAUGUGCAACAGAUCAUGGCAGAACAUCAUGACUUGCAGGUCCAAACCGUCGACGAGGUCUAUCCGAUAGAGGUCCAGCCUGCUCGCGUCCUCGGCAAGCUCUUCACACAUCUCGGUCUCAACAAGAAGCUCUGUCUGUCCGGCCGAACCACACUCGACGUGGGUAGCCUCGGCACCAGCAUCCUCUACUCCCUACAGGGUCAGGUCUUCGCGUUCACACCCCAGUUCCUAGACAUGGAUCGGUUCUUCUUCGCUUCGGAUGCACAGCUUGUCAUCGACAUUCUCGGGAGUGAGAUCUUCUUCCUGCAGAGUGCUUGGACGAAUAUGAUGGGAAGGCCGCUGGUAACGAUUGUCUUCCAAGAGAGGCUUCUGGAGGAUGGCAUGGUCCCGGCGCCCUAUGUACAGACCUUCCGCAAGAUUAAGACGGGGUAUCUCAACGCUACGAGGGUGACCCUCGGGACGAUUCGAGACUUCGUCAACACGUCAUGCCUCUCGAGUCUGGAGUUCCUGAAUGAUCAUGAAGCGGGAAGAUCGGACAGUCUGAAGCCUGAGGUUCGCCAGUAUCUCGACCAUCACCUCCGCAAGGCGCUGGUCGUGAGGAGGUCCUCGGCUCUGGAUGGGAUCCGACCCGGCAUCCGCCCGCAGACUUCCCUCACGAGAAAGAUGAGCCAUCGAGGUGCGGUCCGUCGCACGAGGAGUGUGUAUGGUGACGACACUCUCCCUCCAGCUUCUCUAGACUCUGCGUUCUGUCUGACACGACGCAAGUCCAUCCGCCGGGCUUCGCUCUCCGUCGCGCAAGACGACAACCUCGAUCGGGUUCCCGAAGACGAAGCACUCGCCGAUGCGACCGCGCGUGCUCGUCUGAACAGUGACGAGGUUGGUGAUCCUCCCGAAAGCUUCCACGGAGUUCGUACCGAAUCUGACGUUCAGUAUGACGAUGUUGGAAAUGAAGACCUCAUCACCAUGCUUCGUGACACACAUGAUCUCGAAGAACGCGGCGACAUCCUGCACUUCCUGGCUGUCGCCAACGGACUUGGCUUCCAGCUGGACCUCGGUGGAAGAAGGUUCACCGUACGAGAGCUGUACGAUGACCUAUAUGAGUCGGCUUGUAGACAGAAACACUGGGCUAUGGUGCGGCAUACAGCGGGCAUGCUGGGAAAGAAGAUGGCCGACCUGGCGGAGGCCGUCACCGCGAUGUUGGUCCGGCAGAAGCAGAUCACG